Molecule: messenger RNA, 1446 nt
Organism: Rubroshorea leprosula
Lineage: Eukaryota; Viridiplantae; Streptophyta; Magnoliopsida; Malvales; Dipterocarpaceae
Source: the annotation of a GenBank genome assembly
ACUAGACUCCAAUACCACUGGCCGGAGCAUACCGUUCCAUAUUGUAAACUUAAUAAAGUCCUUUUUAAAACUUUUUUAACACCUUGAAGUUGAUGAGAACUGGAUCUCAUCCGGUUCAAAUAACUCUUUUCACACUGCAUCUGUCUUUUCGGAAUUCAAUUACUCAUUUAACGUCCUUUCCUCAUCGGGCCGAUCAAAGCCCUUUUUCCUUUCUUCCUCACCGAUUAAUCUGUCUUCUCUUCUCUAGCUGCCCCUUCGUUCUUCGAUGAUCUUAUCUACAGAAUCCAGUGUAUGCGAGCCAUAUCCAUGGGAAUAUACAUGAUGGCAACGGAUCUGAAGUGCCGUGGGACUGAAUUCUUCCUCUACGUGCUGGGAAGAGUGGGGCUGGUUGCCUUUGCUGGGUUGAGGGUUUCUUUGACACUAGGUCUAUGUCUCUGGGCCUCGUUGACCUACAAGUCCUCAUCGAACCCGGCCGUCCCCAAGAUUGUAUCCAUGUCGGUACUCUUUCUUUUUUGCCUUUUUUCUUUUUUUUUUGAACAAGGGGGGAUUUUUUGGGGAAGGGAAAAUAUUACGACUGUCCACUAGGGACUUGAGCCUUGAUAUGAGUCAAGUGUUUGAUGCACAUUGCAGCCCGCCAGGGGCCUGCUAGUGCUUUUGUUUUGCCCUUUUUUAUUGUUCAUGACUAGGAAAUGGAAAGCUCAUAAUGAUUUGGGUUUGCACAAUUUAGUAAAAUUAAGGGCAUUUGACAGUGUCAUUGAUAAGUGGAAAUUCUAUUAUAACUUUUCUUUUUAGAUCAUAUUGUGUCAUGUUAGUUCUUUACUGUAAUUCUCAUCUGUUUCUGUCCAGUUCCACUUAUUCCAUUUUCUUUGCUCAUGUAUUCUCCUCAUUUGUCUAGUUUGCUUAUGUUUUUAGACAUUUUAUGCUUCACUUUUUAAUUGUUUACAUGGUCCUGUUUAUUACUGGGAUCCAAAAGGUAAAAGAGAAACAAGGCUGAUACGAAGGAAUGUCAUCCACAAGCAACUUAGUCAGAGCCUCUGUUCUGUGAAUGGGUGCUUAUCUGAUGACCCAAAUUUGAGGUCAACUGAAUUUACAUGUCUUGAAUCUGUUCCUGGAACCCAUUGUUCUCUAGAACACGUACUCAGUUUUCUAUAGGUAAUUUUAUGUAUUGUUUUUCAUUUCUUCUGGAGUCAUAUGAGUUUUAGAAUUUUUUGUAAACUUCACUUAUAUCUCUCUAUUAUAAAAUUUAGGUGUUUAACUUUUAGUUAUGCUAUUUUGGUAUAUUAAUAAGAAAAAAAUCAAGUUUGUAUGCCGGGUUUACCAUUGUUGGUCCAUAUACACCUGUGGCCAAACCAUUGCUUCUGUUUUGGAUACCUCCUAACUGUUAAAUAGAUCUCCUUUAUGUAAUAUUACAAAUGAUAUGUAAUUGAAUAAAGUUUUUUUGAAUAU